Nymphalis io (European peacock) is the source of this 3141-nucleotide messenger RNA. RefSeq lists its product as uncharacterized. The coding region runs from base 14 to 1288 and encodes 424 amino acids. The transcript is spliced from 2 exons. Lineage: Eukaryota; Metazoa; Arthropoda; Insecta; Lepidoptera; Nymphalidae. The record is from RefSeq and is a predicted model, not a curated record.
AUAAUUCGGAAAAAUGAAUAAUGAAAAUGAAUCUAUUGUUACCACGUGUGAUUUUAUAACAGACGAAGUGAUAAAAAAAGUUAUCGAAAACAGCGUUAAUGAAGAUGUAAUUCUAAAAAAUUACAUCGUAUUCAAGGCCAGUGAUAAAAUGCUUGGAUUUUUAGCAGAUUAUUGGAAACUUCAAAUACAAGUUAUUACAAGUGACAAUACAAUUAAAUCGCUCUGUUUUUUUAUAAAAGCAGUAUCUAAAUCGAAUUCAGCAAAAGCGGAUAUGGUCAAUGAAAUGAAGCUGUUUGAAAAGGAAAUAAAUUUUUACACAUUAAUUAAGAGCAAAUUAAACACACCUGAUAUAAAUACAUGGAGUCCCAAACUAAUUCUAUCAUUGAAAGAUGCAAUGAUUUUUGAGGAUUUGAAUAGUCUUCAAUAUAAAACGCUAAAUAAAUUUAGAACAUUUGACAGAGAACACACCUUGCUCGCUUUGGAAGCAUUAGCGAGAUUUCAUGCGGCUUCCAUAAUUUACGAAGAGAAACGAUGUCUACUCUUAGGAAAACCGUAUAACAUAAACGAUGACCACGAGAAUUAUCUUAACAAAGGUGGUUACCAAGAAUCAGACCCAUGGUUUAUACAAUGUAUGAAUGGCGCAUUAGAAGCUGUUAAAUAUUUUUCGAAAUAUAGCAAAGAUAAGAAAGUUCUAAAUUUAAUAGAAAAGCGUUGGAACGAUGUUUGGAAAACAGCACUCCGGCUUUCUGAUUACUCAUUAAAAUAUAGAAAUGUAAUUUGCCAUCGCGACCUAUGGAACAAUAAUAUUUUAUUUAGAUACUUAAAGAAAGGUGUGAAAACGGUACCCGAUGAUUGUUUACUUGUCGAUUUCCAAGCAGUUAGGUGUCAACCGCCAGCUGGCGAUGUAAUGUUGCUCCUUUACUGUAAUUUGGAACCUAAUUUCCGAAAAGAGAAUAUUGCAACAUUCUUAAAUCAUUAUUAUAAUGUCAUGAAGAAUAUUUUAAGUAGCAAUGGUAUACCCAUUCAAGAUGUUUUUUCUUAUGACAAUUUUCUCAAAUCUUGUGAUGAACAGAAAUUGUGGGCACUUGUGGUAAGUGCCUGUCUUGUACCACAGUUCUGGAUUGACGAUGAACUCAAUACGAAAAUUUUCUGCAAUACUACAAACUUUAAACAUAUAAUGACAAAAGAUAAAGCGUCAUUUAUCAAAAACAUGAUAUUAGAAAAUAGUGAUUACAAAAACAAAGUCUUAAAUAUAUUAGAAGAAAUUGUACAACAAUACUGUCUUUAAUAUAAUACUGUAGUAAAUUCUGUAGAAUAGUUAUACUGGUUAUAGAUUUUUAAUACCUUUUUACUUUCUACUUCCAUAGUUUUUUGAUUCAAUCUUUAAACAUAAAAUUUUCUUUAAGCCGAAUUUUCUUUAUUUUUAGGAUGUAUUAUAUUAUUAUUAGUGGUGUCAUUCUUCUACUGGUUAUUAAAUGCAACUUUAAUAUUCUUUCGUUUAAAUUGGUUGUCUUCAAUACGUCGGUUCCCAUACUUUCUAUGCCAUCGAUCAUCGUUUCGCUGAGUGUACAUAUCGCAGAAUGGUCUUAAAAGCAGAAUAUAUAACAACUCUACGAAACUCAAUAGGCUUGCGCCGAGAAAUAAUCCGCCAGUUCCUCCUGUUGACACUAGAUAAAUAAAUUAAGUUAAUUAUUUGUAUGAAACAAUGUCAUACAUGUAGAAUACGACUUAAUAAAAAUAUUAAUUUGAUUUCUAGGUCUGAUCUAUUUUUAUUGUUUAAAAUAUCAUUUAGCAGAGUGGUAUGGCAAUCUUGCCAUCAUUCAAUGAUUAUAAUUUGUACUCGAGAGAAUAUCAAAUGAUUAAAAACAGAAGUAAAAAUAACAACAACACAGGAAAUUAAUCGUGUAACUUUUAUUAAUGCUGAACUAGUUCAUGAAAGGGUAAUUUUUCUCCUUAUGUAUCAAAAAGUUCAAUGGAAAGUCGUAUACUACGUUUAAAUAUCUUUCUAAUAUAUAGUAAAUUUAAAUUUAGACAUGAAAAUUGAAUAAAUAUUUUUAUUUUAUUAUUUUAUUGUUAUGGUGCUGAAAAAUCAAAUUUUUCGCACUAUUGCGGUUCACGAGGCAAUUUUCUUUACUCAUUUACGCAAACCUUAAUGUAUAAAUACACCUUCACUUUCACUAAACCUUCUUCAUGAAGCACUAAGUCCAAUGGCAAAACCGUAUGAGGAACCUAAUUUUUAGUUUAUCGCGUUCAAACAGACAGACGCGUCAUAUAGAUUUUGUUUUAUAAUAUGUAAUGAUGUACUUAUAUAGGCAUAUAAAAUGUGUGUAAAUCUCGUUAGUAUAUUUUUUUAAUUAACCAUCUUACCGACCAAAUCCAGCACACCUCGAACAACAUUUCGUCUGUAUCUCUCGCUUGGUAACGUCGAAAGCUCUAUCUGGAUAGUAGAAACACUUCGAUUGUUCGGUAUUUUAAAAUCCUUAACUAUAGAUAUUUCAGCUUCAGUACAAGAUGGCAAACAAUCACAAUGUAAUCCUGGCCGCGGUGACCAACGCGCUUUUAGAACCUGCAAUAAGUAACAUUAUAUACCUUUAUAAAAAUGUGUUUAAGUAAAUGCCAUGCCAAAAUACUAAAAAACUUACAGAUAGCAAUUGUAGAUUGUCAUGGAGACAUAUAAUUCCACUUUUGUUACAUUUAUCUGACUCUUUCGUAUUAGGCAUGAAGAAAUUUGUGCAAUUGCAAAGGUUUAAUUGGGCAACCUUUCGACACUGUACUGUGCACGCUGUGUAUGAGUAAUAAGGAUAUACAUGAAGAAUGUUUUCGUCCGUAUAUCUGCAUUUCCUUUUCUCGGGCACAAUCACCCUAGCAUCAACAUCGUUUUCAAUAUUUCUUAAUGUUAUUUGACGUCUAAAAACAUUGUUACAAUUUGAGAGUCACAUGGUAAACUUUUAAGUCAUUAUAUAUUAUAUUGUAAUAACUUAUCAGUUACUAUUUUUUGUUUUCCAAGGUAUACCUUGAUUGGCUUGUCGCUAAGUUUGGGGGUCAAUAGAAGGUUAUAUUUGUAUUAAUAAUAAUGUCUAAGAUAAAAUAUCAUGUAACUGUAAUUGUUUAUAGUUUCCGUUAUAAAUAUUUAUUAUAUUG